AUGCCACGAGGAGACCGAGAUCAUACGGUGAAUAAAGUCCCAACCAAGAGUCCGGACAUGGAAUCGACAAACAAAUGGAAAAUCCCACAUUACUACAGAAGAUCACAUGUCCAUUCACCUACACAAUACUCAAAUCCAAACGGGUCCCUAAACUCAUUCAAUGGCUCUCCCAAUAUAAAUAUAAUGACCAGUCCUAAAAAACUACUAAUAGAAGAACCUCAAAGAGUCAAGACUAAAUCAAGAAAAUCGAAGAGGAAGGAUGGGCAAGUAGUCUUUGUGAAUUACACAGUCCUCGACACGGAAAAGAAAGCCACUAUGAACACAGACAUCGAGAAAGAUAUACCCCUUGCUGAACAACAUCAAAUAUUAAAACGAAAAUCUUCAAAAAACUCAGUAUUACAAAUAUUUAAAUCAUCGUCGAAAAAUCUAAGAAACUCUAGCAACAGAGCCUCGUUAAAAUUAGUUAAGGAUAAAAACCUGCAUAAUAACAAUACCCCUGCUGUAAAUCUAUCAGAAGUAGGUACACUGAUAAACAAAUCAGGUGGCCCAUCAACAGCUUCUGCGAAGGUAAAGGAUACAACAAAGUCUCUAUCGGCAAAAAGAUCAUACGGUUCUUUUUUAAAGCAUACCAAACUAGUGCCAAACUGUAAUCAGGUGGCGAAGUCUUACAUCACAGAAACGUUAGACAACCAAUGGGAGGGAGAUUUGGAAGUAGUUCCAAAAUCGUUACCAAAUCCAUCAUUGGCAAAGCCUUCUAACAAUAAUAAUAGAGAUAAAUUAACUCCACUAAAAGUUGCUAAUAUCCCCUUAUUUACUGCAAGACAUAAAGCAACAAGUAAAUCCAAAAUGCCUUCCAAAGUUGAACAAAUGAAGUCUGAAAAUAACCAGGUAGUUAACAAUCAUUUUUUUGAUGACAAUACCUAUACUACCGAAGCUGUUGUCCAUGCGAGCUACAAUACUUUUCCGACUGAUACAGAUGGUUAUAAACUGCGAGAAGAAAAUGAUGCAUCUGUUGCAUUUAGUAAAUUAUUCACAAGGAAAAGGGCAAAUACAAGUGGGGCUCCAUCUUCUUUCCUAAACUCAACUUGCAAUCCAAAUACAAAUCAAGGUCACAAUACUAUCACUAGAGGUAAUACCUGUAACAACCAAAAGCAGCAUACUGCAAACCGCAGGAUUAAUCGGUCAUCCUCGUCUUCUGCCAUCGCUCAAAGAACAAUGUCCAUAGCCUCUUUGUCAUCAUUGUCCAAUCGAUAUUCCCCUAAUAGAAUUAUAUCACCAGGGCGGCCGAGGUCAAGUACGAGAAGUUCCUCAUCAUAUAGGAUGUCAAGAGAUUUAGGAUCACUCUAUGGAACUGCAUCUAAUAUUCCAGAACUGGCUCUAGAAAACGAAGGUAAUCAGUUUCUUGAUAAUCAAUAUAUAGCGAACUAUAGCCAAGUUACGAAUAAUGAUAACAAUCUAAACAACUCAAUGUUCAACCAUAAGAAAAAUCAGGAAUCAAUAUCGGAUAUACACCAGAUAUACAGUGCGGGAACAGUUGCAUCAACACCUUCAUCGUCCUUUGUAACGCCACCAUAUUUUGGACAAGCGCUACAGUCAUCAACUUCUGCGGUAUCUACUCCUAGCUGUGUUGAGUCUACUAACUAUCAUAGUGGAACCCUUCGGCCAAAUAAUAACCCAUACGGUAACAAUGACAGUUCAAGUAAUUUACCAAGAACCAGAUCUAAUCAUACAAACAGUAAUUCAGUGUCCACAAGAAAGGCUGAUCAAGAAAGCGACAACUUUUUCUCGGAGUUUUCGAGUAUCACCACACCGACGGGUAGUAUAUAUCCUACUUGGGAAAUGCAACGAAUAGAAGCUGCCAUACCGAAACAAAAUCCAAAGUAUUAUGAAAAUCUUCCCAAAAAUGGGUACAUGCAUAGGACUACAAGUCAGGGGUACAACAGUAAUAGUAAUAAUAUUGAUAGGAAAACUAACGGCAUUGAGCGAUUUGAUGGUCUUCACAGUCAAUCCAAGACAUACCAUGAUGCAAGAAAAUCUACUAGCAGUGCGGUGGAUUCAUUAAUGACCAACUCUAUCGGCUCAACGGCAAGUAGUAUAACACCAAGAAUGAAUUCACAAGAUGGAGAGAAAUAUUUUCUUGUUAACACCGGAAUAGCAUCAAAAGAAAUCAAUCUGAAUCAUUUCAACAAGCCUAUAACUGAGAAUAACGAAACUUCUGUUCAAGCUACGAAUAACAAUCGUAACGAUACCAAUAACCUGGAUAAUAAUAUGGAUCCACUUUCGCAGUUAUAUACUGAAUUUGAUUUUGAAAACCCUAAUUCAUUUUUCCAUGAACAGUCAUGUAUAAUGAACUCUACAACGAGUAAUGCAGAUACUUUAAUGCAAAAUGGUGAGAAUACCAAAAAUGAUGAAACAAUUUCGAGUUUAGGACUUGGGACUUCUUCAAUCAUUUCACCUAAUUCAACGGUGCAACGGCCAUUCAACAACUUAACCACCACUACCACUAAUAAUGAUUCUUCUUUACCGAUGAAUGGGAAUUUAGGUUAUAAUUCCCAGUAUAACUCUACUGAAGGGCUUGACAUGGUCAACCUGAAUGAUAAUAAUGCUAUAUUUGAUAUUCAGAGCAUGUUGUUACUGUCAGAAUUGGGAGACAAUUACAUGACAGGUACUAAGGUGUCAAACUCUAACGAUCACAUUAAUGACGAUAAGAUAGGAUUACCAUUCGAUAACAAUAAUUCUUGA
Naumovozyma dairenensis CBS 421 is the source of this 2742-nucleotide messenger RNA. It is a transcript of the gene BCK2, whose product is annotated as Bck2p. The record is from RefSeq and is a predicted model, not a curated record. The transcript has a single exon. NCBI's taxonomy places the organism in Eukaryota, Fungi, Ascomycota, Saccharomycetes, Saccharomycetales, Saccharomycetaceae. Bases 1 to 2742 code for a protein of 913 amino acids.